AUGAGUUCGCCUAAAAGAAGAAUAGAAAAGGAUGUUAUGGAUCUCAUGAUGAGUGACCACGAUGUUACACUCAUCAACGACUCAAUCCAGGAGUUUUACGUUAUAUUUCAUGGCCCUACCGAUACCCCUUACAUCGGAGGAACCUGGAAGAUAAGGGUUGAAUUACCGGACCAGUACCCGAUUAAAUCACCAUCCAUUGGAUUUUUGAACAAAAUAUACCACCCUAAUAUUGAUGAGAGCUCUGGCUCUGUCUGUUUGGACGUUAUAAACCAAACUUGGUCUCCUAUGUUUGGAUUAUUAAACAUUUUUGAGAAUUUCUUACCCCACUUAUUGAGGUACGCUAAUCCAAGUGAUCCAUUAAACACCGAUGCAUCUAACUUGAUGAACAAAGAUGUUAACAAGUACACUGAAACUGUUAAGCUAUAUGUACAGAGAUAUGCUAAAGAUAAGAGUAUUAGCGAGAAGCCGGCCGAAGACGAUGAAGACGAAGACGAAGAUGAAUUGAGUGAUGUAGGCAGUUUAUCUAGUGACGAUGACAUGGACGUCCAUGGAGAAUUUGAAAUAUAA
Molecule: messenger RNA, 567 nt
Organism: Dujonia railenensis
Lineage: Eukaryota; Fungi; Ascomycota; Pichiomycetes; Serinales; Debaryomycetaceae
Source: the annotation of a GenBank genome assembly